Messenger RNA from Drepanopeziza brunnea f. sp. 'multigermtubi' MB_m1, 669 nucleotides. The record is from RefSeq and is a predicted model, not a curated record. NCBI's taxonomy places the organism in Eukaryota, Fungi, Ascomycota, Leotiomycetes, Helotiales, Drepanopezizaceae.
AUGCCUCGUAAUUGUAAUCGGUACACAAAGGAACAAGAAAAGAAACAUCCUUACCUUCCUCGAGGCAACAAGGUAAAUCACACUUCUGAAGAUAGAAAGCGAUGGGUAAGCAGUAUCUUCCCUUCAUCCCCGCUGUCUGGCGCCAGGUUCUCACCACCGAAGCCGAAUUCAGAACCCAAUCCCACUACAGACAGCCGCAAACAACGUUUUAGCCCACCUCCGAAGCCAAAGCCAGAGCCCGAUUUCACCAUGGCUAGUAACAGUCAAGAAGUCGCAAUUGCAAAAGGCAUGCUAGCAGCCACACAAGAUGAGGACAAUAUGCGCCUUGCCCAGCAGUUGUUUAACGAGAAUCUCAUCUUCGAGAGCCAGCGUCUGAAGGAAAAAUUAAUCUUCGAGAGGAAUAAUACAAAGGAAACUUAUGCAGAAGUCUCUCGUAUCGUGAAGGAAGACAUCAUGGCAGCCUCUAAGGCAUUCACAGACAAUAUCUACUUGUUCAUGAUUUUUGGGACCAUCUGCUUGAUCAUCUUGUUCUUGACGUUCCUCGUCAUCUGCCCGGUCUUGCUUGCCCGCUAUCUUCAAACGCACGAUGUUGAGGCACCUAGGAAUACUCCUUUUUGGAGUGGGUUUUGGACUGGAGCGUGGCCGCUUGCAGGUUGCGAUAAAGGAUAG